Paramuricea clavata is the source of this 4823-nucleotide messenger RNA. The record is from the annotation of a GenBank genome assembly. NCBI's taxonomy places the organism in Eukaryota, Metazoa, Cnidaria, Anthozoa, Malacalcyonacea, Plexauridae.
AUGGAUAUGCUUGGAGAUGGUGAUUCCUCAACCUAUAACACCAUUGUCGAAAGCCAGCCAUAUGGAGAGGAUUUCAUUCCAAACAAAUUAGAAUGCAUUGGCCAUGUUCAAAAGCGGGUUGGAAGUCGUCUCCGCAAACUUAAAAGUUCCAACAAAGGAUUGAAAUUGGCUGAUGGUAAAGGUUUAGCUGGUAAAAGUAGGCUGACUGACAGUAAAAUAGAUGUUUUACAAAACUAUUAUGGCUUGGCAGUUAGAGAAAACCUUGAUGAUGUUGGUACAAUGGCGAAGUCCAUAGAAGCAUCUCUUUACCAUGUUGCGUCAACUGCUGAGAAUCCACAGCAUCAUCUCUGUCCAGACGGAAAGGACAGCUGGUGUGGAUAUAAGACAGACAAGGAGGGAUAUAAACAUAAAAAUGGAAUCCCAAGCUGUAUUGUUGACUUGAUCAAACCUAUUUAUAAGGAUCUUAGUAAGACUGAACUCUUGAAUAAAUGUACUCACGGAUUGACACAGAAUGUGAACGAAUGCUUGAACAGGCUUAUCUGGGACAGAUGUCCCAAGUCUACUUAUGUUGAGCAAGAAACUGUGGCUCUUGCCACCUACUUAGCCAUUUUAAAGUUUAAUGAUGGUGACAUUUCCUUUUUAAAGUUAUUUAAUGACCUGGAUAUAACCCCAGGUAUCUUUACUGGUAAAGCCACUGAAGAUUGCGACAAUUCGAGAAUAAAACUGUCGGCAAAGAAGAGCACUGAAACAGUGAAAAAGAGAAGAAAAGUACUGAGACACCUAAGAAAGAACUAUGUUGACAGUAUUGAAGAGAAAGAAGGUGUUACCUAUGAAGCAGGUGCCUUCUAGACACUAUAAAAAAAGAACGAAACGUUAAAAUACUACUUUCUCAAUUUGGCAGUUUUGUCAUUCCAAUUGAUCUUUGUGACAGCAUAUCUUUCUGAAUAUUAAGUGUAAAAGGUUGAAACUUGGUAUGUUUGUGGCUAUUAACAUUAUGAAGAGAAUCACCAUUUUUAUAUUAAAUAUAUUUAAUUAGUAAUGUAUAAAUGAGGUUUAAUUACCUAAUUAGGUAUGAAAAAAUUCCUUUUUUCUCUAAUGUGCAGAUUGUUUACCAAAUUUCAGAUAAAAAUGUUUUAAAGUGAAAAUAAAGAUGGUCAAGGGCUAGAUCAUGUUAUAAGCUUUCCAAAUAUAUGUCAUUUAUGUUAUUCUGAUUAAUUGUGUCUGCAGUGUCAUGUUACAUGCGACGCCAUUUUUUGACUAAUUAGUGGGCGGCCAUAUUGGAUAAUUAGUGUAGUUAAUGAGUAACCAAAAUUUUUUUUUCAGAUUUUGAUUUUUAUCACUGUACCCCUACAAAAAAUGUCUUUGCUGACUCUGUACCUUGUAAAAUGAAAAAAAAGCUCUAAAGGUGAAUGAGCACCUCAGAAAGCCUUGGAAAUUGCACAAGAACGUGGAUACAAAAAACAGGAAACGAAUGCGCACAUUGGGUUAGGACGUGUUUAUAGAUUAAACAAUCAGUUUCAUAUCGCUAUUCAAUAUUUUCAGAAAGCCUUGGAAAUUGCACAAGAACGUGGAGACAAAGAAGACGAAACAAAUGCAUAUAUUGGGUUAGGAGAUGUUUAUAGAUUAAACAAUCAGUUUGAAACCGCUAUUCAAUACUUUCAGAAAGCCUUGGAAAUUGCACAAGAACGUGGAUACAAAAAGCAGGAAACAAAUGCGUACAUUGAGUUAGGACGUGUUUAUAGAUUAAACAAUCAGUUUCAAAUCGCUAUUCAAUAUUUUCAGAAAGCCUUGCAAAUUGCACAAGAACGUGGAGACAAAGAAGACGAAACAAAUGCAUAUAUUGAGUUAGCAGAUGCUUAUAGAUUAAACAAUCAGUUUGAAACCGCUAUUCAAUACCUUCAGAAAGCCUUGGAAAUUGCACAAGAAGGUGGAUACAAAAAGCAGGAAACAAAUGCGUACAUUGAGUUAGGAGGUGCUUAUCGAUUAAACAAUCAGUUUCAAACCGCUAUACAAUAUUUUCAGAAAGCCUUUCAUGAAAUUGAACAAGAACGUCGAGACAAAGAAGACGAAACAAAUGCGUACAUUGGGUUAGGACGAGGUUAUAGAUUAAACAAUCACUUUCAAACGGCUAAGCAAUACUUUCUGCUGAAAGCCUUGGAAUUUGCACAAGAACGUGGAGAUAAAGAAGACGAAACAAAUGCGUACAUUGAAUUAGGACAUGCUUAUAGUUUGAACAAUCAGCUUCAAACGGCUAUUCAAUCCUAUAAAAUAGCCUUGGAAAUUGCGCAAGAAAAUGGAGACAAACAAAACGAAAUAAAUGCGUACAUUGGGUUAAGAGAUGCUUAUAGUUUGAACAGUCAGCUUCAAUCGGCUAUUCAAUACUUUCAGAAAGCCUUGGAACUUGCUCAACAAUGUGGAUACAAAAAAAAAGAAACAUAUGCGUACGUUGGGUUAGGGCAAGCCUAUAGAGUAAAGAAUCAGUUUCAAACCGCCAUUCAACAUUUUCAGAAAGCCAUGGAAAUUGCACAAGAACGUGGAGACAAACAAAACGAAACAAACGCGUACAUUGAGUUAGGAGAUUCUUAUAGUUUGAACAAUCAGCUUCAAGCGGCUAUUCAAUCCUAUGAAAAAGGCUUCGAAAUUGCACAAGAACGUGGAGAUAAACAACAGCAAACAGAUGCGUACAUUGAGUUAGGACGUGCGUAUAGAUUAAACAAUCAGUUUCAAACAGCUAAUCAAUACUUUCAGAAAUCCUUGGAGAUUGCGCAAGAAUGUGGAGAUAAAGAAGGCGAGACAAAUACUUACGUUGGAUUAGGACAUGCUUAUAGAUUGAACAAUCAGUUUCAAACGGCUAUUCAAUACUUCCAAAAAGCCUUGGAAAUUGCACAAGAACGUGGAGAUAAAGAAGACGAAACAAAAGCGUAUAUUGGGUUAGGAGAUGCUUACAGAUUGAACAAUCAGUUCCAAACAGCUUCUCAGUGCUUUCAAAAAGUCUUCGAUAUUGCGCUAGAACGUGGAGAUAAAGAACAGGAAACAGAUGCGUACAUUGAGCUAGCACAUGCUUAUGCACAUAGCAUUCCGCUUCAAGCGGCAAUUGUAUUCCAUGAUAUUGAAUAUUUAGAAAAAGCCUUGAACAUUGCACGAAAACUAGAGGCUAAUAUGCGAGAAACUCAAGCAUGCCUUGGGUUAGGGAAAUUAUAUAGAUUAAAGAAAGAGUUUGAAAUGGCAAUUGAGUACUAUACGAACGCCAUGCAAAUUUCAAAUGAAAAAGGAUUUAAAGAGGAAGAAUGUAUUGCAGCAAAUGGAAUUGAAGAAACAGUUAACGGUGAGUUUAUUGUUGUUCAAAUAAAAGGUAAUUUUAUUCUAGUUUUCGUUCUAAGUUGGUUUCAACAAAUUAAAAAUAACUGAAAUUGUCUACGAUAAAAGCAAAUUUAAAUUAUAAACGAGAUUUAAAGGCAACGACCGCUCGAAUUUCGUUAUCAAUUUUUUCUUUUCGGCCGUGCAGACGAACAAUAAUCCUUGUUCAAAAGCGGAUGCAUUAGUAUUGUUUUUCAACAAGGCGCCUUUUUGCUGUACACCCGAACAAUCAAGACUUGUAAAAAAAAAGUGCUAGUCUUUACGGCACUUAGUAAAGCUCUAAAUAUAGUUCAAAACAUAAAACAUUACUUUUUGCAAUUGAAUGUGAGAUAUUUUAAGAACUGUAAAUUUAUAACCUUUUGAUAAUCUUGAAAUAUAUUCUUAAUAUUCAGACGAUGCUCAACUGCAGCUGACUGAACAUAAAACUGGUAGUAAUGUUGACUUCGCGGAUAUCGAAAACGAAACCUUUAGAAAAGGAACAAGUAUUUCAGCAGAACAAUUUUUGAUCUUGGGGUAUAUUCACCAAAAUGAAGGUAAAAAUGAGCAAGCCAUCAAAAGCUAUGAACAAGCAAUUCAAAUCGCAGAUAAACGCAACGACGUCAAAGCACGAGCUUAUCAAUACUUGGGAAACGUAUUUAGUGGAACUGCCGAGUAUAAGACAGCGAUUGAGUAUUAUUAGAAAGCACGUGAAGUAUCUCCAGACCUCGAGACAGAUGAGUUGGAAUUAGAAGCAUAUCUUCGGUUAGGUAACAACCACCUGCAAACUGGGCACUACAAAGAAUCUAUUGAGUAUUACAACGAAGCGAUAAAACGUAGCUCACAGCUAGGAAACAAAAAGAGUAAAAUUAAUGCUUACCUUGGAUUAGGAAAUUCAUUUAGUUAUAAUUGUGACUUUGAGUCUUCGCGAAAGUAUUUUUUAAAAGCCCUCACGGUAGCCCAACAGAUCAAUGACGAAGGUUUUCAAAAAGAAGCGUACACAAACUUGGGAUAUGUAUACAAGAAGACUUGUAAGUUUGAUGCAGCUGCCAAAUCGUAUCUCAAAGUUCAAAAAAUUUCUCAUGAUCUUGGGGAGAAAGAAGAAGAAGCCAACGCCUGCGUCAUGCUUGGUGACAUCUUUCAUGAAUUGAAACAACAUGAGAAAGCAAUUGAAUUUUUUCAUAAAGCGAUAAAUGUUAGUGAAGAUUUGGAAGAUUCAGAAACAAAAACAAAGGCAUUUCAGGGAUUAGGAACAUUGUAUUUAACUUUGGGAUCAGUUUUUAGUAAAGAUUGUGAUUACGAAGUGGCAAUUGACUGGUACGAAAAGGCAUUGGCUCUUUUUGGAACAGAGUUUAGAUAUCAUCUCUUGCGAGAGAAGACUCUAACCGGUUUGGCAGUUGCAUGGUUCAAUCUUGGCGAUACUGAAAAAUCGAUUGAUUUGAUUCAAGAUGCUCAGAAGAUGGUAAAAAUUAAGAAAGAAACUGAUACAG